Messenger RNA from Ostrinia nubilalis (European corn borer), 7225 nucleotides. RefSeq names its product trifunctional purine biosynthetic protein adenosine-3 (gene Gart). The transcript has 33 exons. Gene Ontology annotation, molecular function: ATP binding; phosphoribosylformylglycinamidine cyclo-ligase activity; phosphoribosylglycinamide formyltransferase activity. Gene Ontology annotation, biological process: adenine biosynthetic process; 'de novo' IMP biosynthetic process. The record is from RefSeq and is a predicted model, not a curated record. Lineage: Eukaryota; Metazoa; Arthropoda; Insecta; Lepidoptera; Crambidae. Bases 245 to 5554 code for a protein of 1769 amino acids. Gene Ontology annotation, cellular component: cytosol.
GAAUCGAAUGUCAAUAAUAAUGUCAUUUGUGAGUUUACGCGUGUUGAUGUCGGUGGUGGUUUCAAAUUAAUAAAUUAAAUACUAACUUUUCUCAUAAUUAAUAAGCAUAAAAUUAAUAUUUUAAUAAUAUUAAACUAGAUUACCUUGUGUUCUAUAAGUUUUGGCGUCAUUUAUAGUUUCUACCGGCUGUAUAAACACGUUCAAAGUUUUUAAAAGUUAGUUGUAAAUAAAUUGUUUUUCUACGAUGUCCGAAGCCAAUGUGCUCGUAAUUGGUAGCGGAGGCCGAGAGCAUGCCUUGUGCUGGAAGUUGGCCGACUCCCCGUUCGUAAAGCGUAUUUACUGUGCACCUGGAAGCGUCGGCAUUUCCACCACGAAUAAAGUAGAGAGUGUAGAUCUAGACAUCAAUGAUUAUCCGGGCCUAGCAAAAUGGUGCAAAGAGCAGUCAAUAGAACUGGUUGUGGUUGGUCCAGAAGACCCCCUCGCGAAUGGGAUUGUGGACGAGCUGACUGCCCUCGGCAUCCCGUGCUUUGGGCCUACUAAGGCCGGUGCAGAGAUCGAGGCCAACAAGGACUGGUCCAAGAAAUUCAUGAACAAAUACCAGAUCCCAACUGCAAGACAUAAAUCGUUCACUGAUGCUGCUGCAGCUAAAGAAUUUAUCAACAGUGCCCCCUACCCCGCUCUGGUGGUGAAAGCGUCUGGCCUGGCGGCCGGCAAGGGAGUGGUGGUGGCUGCCUCGAAGGAGGAAGCCUGUGAGGCCGUGGACGACAUCCUCACGGAUUCGAAGUUCGGAGUGGCCGGCCAGACCGUGGUCAUUGAGGAACUGCUGGAUGGAGAUGAAGUCUCUGUUCUGGCAUUCACGGAUGGCGAGACGGUGUCCAUGAUGCCUCCAGCACAGGACCACAAACGUAUCGGCGACGGCGAUGUGGGUCCCAACACUGGAGGCAUGGGCGCUUACUGCCCCUGCCCGCUCAUCACGCCUGACCAGCUGGCGGAUGUUAAGGACCAGGUGCUACAGCGAGCGGUUGAUGGACUGAAGGCAGAGGGGAUCAAGUAUGUCGGAGUGCUGUAUGCUGGAAUGAUGGUCACCAAAUCUGGGCCCAUGACCUUGGAGUUCAACUGUCGCUUCGGCGACCCCGAGACCCAAGUCCUCGUGACCCUCUUGGAAUCAGAUCUCUACACUGUUAUGAAGGCAUGCGUCACUGGCACUUUGAACAAGCACCAACUGAUGUGGAACACCAAGUUAUCAGCUGUCGGAGUAGUCCUAGCAUCUAAAGGAUAUCCAGAAACCUCCACUAAGGGCUGUGUGAUCAGUGGAUUGUCUCAAGUACAAGCUACCCCAGGCCUGGUGGUCUUCCACAGUGGCGUGGCUCGAGGCGCUAACGGCUCUUUAGUCACGUGGGGCGGUCGAGUGCUCUUAGUUUGUGCCAGGGCUGCAUCGUUGAGAGCCGCCGCGGCCGCCGCCACCGCUGCCGCGUCAGUCAUCGACUUUCCCGGUGCACAGUACAGGAAGGAUAUCGCUCACAGGGCUUUCUCGAAACUCAAUGGCCUUUCGUACCUGCAAAGCGGCGUGGACAUCGACGCCGCGGCCACCCUAGUCCGUCAGAUCGAGCCACUGGCCACCGCCACCCAUCGCCGGGGGGUGCUGGGAAGGCUGGGGUGCUUUAGCGGCCUGUUCCAACUGUCGGCCAUGGACCCCACGCUGAAAGACCCCGUCCUCGUGCAGGGAACGGACGGCGUUGGGACCAAAGUUAAGAUCGCAGAAAUAAUGAACAAGUACGACACGAUCGGUCAAGACUUAGUAGCGAUGUGCGUCAACGACAUCUUGUGCGCGGGCGCCGAGCCCUUCGCUUUCCUGGACUACAUGGCGUGCGGCCGUCUACAAGUCGAGCUGGCCUCGUCUAUCGUCAAGGGAAUCGCUGACGCGUGUAUACUCUCCGGCUGCGCCUUGCUAGGUGGCGAAACAGCCGAGAUGCCGUCAAUGUACGACGUAGGCAAAUACGACCUGGCCGGUUUCGCGGUAGGCGUGGUCGACAACCUCAAACAACUCCCGCGCAUCAAGGAGAUCCGAGCGGGGGACGUAGUGUUAGCGCUGCCCUCUACUGGCGUACACAGCAAUGGAUACAGUCUCGUGCAGAAGAUCAUGGCCGAGAGUGGAUGCAGGUACAACCAGACUAUAGCUAGAGUUACACCAAGCACUUCAUAUAACAUCAAGCAACUCCCGCGCAUUAAAGAGAUCGGCGCGGUGGACGUAGUGUUGGCACUCCCCUCUACUGGAGUACACAGCAAUGGAUACAGUCUGGUGCAGAAGAUCAUGGCUGAGAGUGGGUGCAGAUACACAGAAAAAGCGCCCUUCAGUACUGCAGGACGAACAUUCGGCGAGGAGUUUCUAGAACCAACCGGCAUCUACGUGCGCCAAGUAUUGCCGGCUCUCCGCAGAAGCCUCGUAAAGGCCCUCGCACACAUCACCGGCGGAGGAUUGCUGGACAAUGUACCGCGCGUGUUGCCGCCGGGGCUGCGCGUGCGACUCGACGCCAGCAAGUUCCAGAUCAAGCCGCUGUUUGGAUGGCUGCAGGCUAAAGAAGAACAUAGGAGGAGUUCGAAAGAAGCUCUCCGCAGAAGCCUCUUAAAGGCCCUCGCACACAUCACCGGCGGUGGAUUGCUGGACAAUGUACCGCGGGUGUUGCCGCCGGGGCUGCGCGUGCGACUCGACGCCAGCAAGUUCCAGAUCAAACCGCUGUUUGGAUGGCUGCAGGCUAAAGACUACGUCUACGUGCGCCAAGUAUUGCCGGCUCUCCGCAGAAGCCUCGUAAAGGCCCUCGCACACAUCACCGGCGGAGGAUUGCUGGACAAUGUACCGCGCGUGUUGCCGCCGGGGCUGCGCGUGCGACUCGACGCCAGCAAGUUCCAGAUCAAGCCGCUGUUUGGAUGGCUGCAGGCCAAAGACUACGUCUACGUGCGCCAAGUAUUGCCGGCUCUCCGCAGAAGCCUCGUAAAGGCCCUCGCACACAUCACCGGCGGAGGAUUGCUGGACAAUGUACCGCGCGUGUUGCCGCCGGGGCUGCGCGUGCGACUCGACGCCAGCAAGUUCCAGAUCAAGCCGCUGUUUGGAUGGCUGCAGGCCAAAGGAUUGCUGGACAAUGUACCGCGCGUGUUGCCGCCGGGGCUGCGCGUGCGACUCGACGCCAGCAAGUUCCAGAUCAAGCCGCUGUUUGGAUGGCUGCAGGCCAAAGAAGAACAUAGGAGGAGUUCGAAAGAAGCUCUCCGCAGAAGCCUCGUAAAGGCCCUCGCACACAUCACCGGCGGAGGAUUGUUGGACAAUGUACCGCGGGUGUUGCCGCCGGGGCUGCGCGUGCGACUCGACGCCAGCAAGUUCCAGAUCAAGCCGCUGUUUGGAUGGCUGCAGGCCAAAGGCAUGGUGUCCGACUUCGAGAUGCUCCGUACCUUCAACUGCGGAGUAGGCAUGGUGCUGAUCGUGGACCCGGUGGUGGUGAAGGAGCUAUUAGGACUAGUGGAGGGAGACAUCAGGGUCGUUGGUACUGUGGAGGCUAUCGGGAAGGAGGGCGGUCACCAAGUGGCGGUGGACAACUUUAGAGAAGCGAUGGCGCCUCUCACAGCGCCUUACGUGAUCGGACAGGCCGUCCGACAGAAGUCUCUUUCUUACAAAGACAGCGGUGUCGAUAUUGAGGCUGGGGAUUCUCUAGUCUCUCUCAUCAAGCCUUUGGCCAGGUCCACAUCUAGGUCAGGAGUUUUGGGCGGUCUCGGUGGCUUCGGCGGCUGCUUCCAACUGAAAGCUAUUGAACAAGAAUUCAAGGAUCCAGUGCUGGUCUUAGCAGCUGACGGCGUGGGCACAAAGCUCAAAAUCGCUCAAACGAUCAACCAACAUAGUACCAUCGGAAUCGAUUUAGUUGCGAUGUGCAUCAACGACAUACUGUGCAAUGGCGCUACACCUUUGACGUUCUUGGACUACUUUGCGUGCGGUUCUUUGGACGUCAAUGUAGCGAGGAAUGUGGUUUCUGGAGUCGCUGAGGGCUGUAGACAGGCCAAUGCUGCGCUUAUAGGUGGAGAAACAGCAGAAAUGCCGGGCAUGUAUGAACCAGGCGCGUAUGACAUCGCCGGCUUCGCGCUCGGCGUCGUCGAGAGGACACAGGUGUUGCCGAAAAUUAACGACAUCACGGUUGGUGAUAUAAUCAUCGGGCUGCCUUCAAACGGCGUCCACAGCAACGGGUUCAGUCUGAUCCACAAGCUGAUGAAGAAGACCGGCCUCACGCUCCAGGACAAGGCUCCCUUCAGCAAAGAAGGACUCACGUUAGGCGAGGAGCUGAUCAAGCCCACGCGUAUCUACGCACGGGCGAUGGCCGCGGCGUUAGCCAGCGGGCGCGUGAAGGCGGCCGCGCACGUGACGGGCGGCGGGCUGCCCGACAACCUGCCGCGCGUCGUGCCCGCCUCCGUGCGUGCCAGGCUUGAUGCACACUGCUGGCACGUGCCGCCGGUGUUCGCGUGGAUUGCGGACGCGGCCGCGGUGUCGGAUGACGAGAUGCUGCGCACUUUCAACUGCGGCAUCGGUAUGGUGCUCAUCGUGUCGCCAGAAGACCAGGCUGAGGUGAUGAACACAACCCGCUCAUACGGCGCGAUGGUGAUCGGCAGUAUCCAGGCGCGACCACCAGGCGGCGCGCGUGUCGUCAUCGACAACUUCGCCUCGUCACUCGACUUCACGCGCCGUAUGCCGCUGCUGCCUAGCAGGAAGAAUACUGACCGCCUCGAGUUGAUACCUUUCCGGGUUGAUAAGUGUGCUACGUCCUUUAGUCUCCACUGUACAACCCGCUCGUACGGCGCGAUGGUGAUCGGAAGUAUCCAGGCGCGACCACCAGGCGGCGCGCGCGUCGUCAUUGAUAACUUUGCCUCGUCCUUGGACUUCACGCGCCGCAUGCCGCUGCUGCCUAGCAGGAAGGUGGCGGUGCUAGUAUCAGGCAACGGCAGCAACCUCCAAGCGCUGAUCGAGACGACCCGCGACCCCAGCCAGUGCAUGUGCGCUGACGUCACGCUGGUGGUCAGCAACCGGCCCGGCGUGCGCGCGCUCGAGCGGGCCGAGGCCGCCGGGAUACCCGCGCUGGUAUUCAACCACAAAGAAUACUCAUCUCGCGAAGAGUUCGACCGCGCUGUGUCGGCAGCACUGGAGAGCCACAAAAUUGACAUCGUGUGCCUGGCCGGCUACAUGAGGAUCCUGUCCGCCGAGUUCGUGCAGAAAUGGAAAGGUCGGCUCAUCAACAUCCAUCCAUCGCUCCUCCCUCGUCAUCCAGGGCUGCACGCUCAACAGCAAUGCUUAGACGCCGGCGACCGCGAGACUGGUUGCACUGUGCACUUUGUGGACGAGGGCAUGGACACAGGCCCAAUCAUAACACAAGAACGCGUGCCGGUGCUUCGUGAUGACGAUGCUGACACUCUCGCCGCUCGUAUCCACCUCGCCGAGCAUCGCGCUUUCCCUCGAGCGUUGCGUCUGCUGGCUACAGGCCGCGUGCGGUUGACGCAGCGCGGGACUGUCGCUUGGCACUCGUAAACACCCAAACUAGCCACGACAUUGCGACAUCCCUAAACACCAGCCACUAGCUGCCACGACAUUCCUUAUAGGCGACACGUCUCACAAACACCAUCCCCUAACUGUAACUUCAUUCCCUAAACUCCAUCCCCAACUGCUGUCACGCCUAGAAACUACACUACUAACUGUGACGUUACACCUUCCCUCGAGCAUUGCGUCUCCUGGCUACAGGCCGCGUGCGGUUGACGCAACGCGGGACUGUCGCUUGGCACUCGUAAAUACCCAACACUUACCACGAUACACUCAAACACCAGCCACUAGCUGCCACGACAUUCCUAGGCGCCGUCUCACAAACACCAUCCCCUAACUGUAACUUCAUUCUCUAAACUCCAUCCCAACUGCUGUCACGCAUAGAAACUACACUACCAAACGUGACGUCACUCCCUCGCUGCAUGUAUGCGCGUUCCCUCGAGCGAUGCAUCUCUUGGCUACAGGCCGUGUGCGCUUGGCACUCGUAAACACACACUACCUGCUAUGACACUCCUAAGCGCGAUCCACUGCCUGCCACGACAUUCCUAGGCGCCAGGCCUCUCACAAAUCUCUAUCUGUAACGUCAUUCCUAAAUUCCACUCCCAAAUUCUGUCACACUUGGACGCUACAUCAGCUGUGACGUCACACCUCGCCGAUCACCCCGCAUUCCCUCGCGCGUUACGUCUCUUGUCUACAGGCCGUGCGGUUGACGCAACGCGGGACAGUCGCCUGGCACUCGUAAACACACACUACCUGCUAUGUCACUCCUAAGCGCGACCCACUGCCUGCCACGACAUUCCUAGGCGCCAGGCCUCUCACAAAUCUCUAUCUGUAACGUCAUUCCUAAAUUCCACCCCCAACUGCUGUCACACUUGGACGCUACAUUAGCUGUGACGUCACACUUGGACGCUACAUUAGCUGUGACGUCACACCUCGCCGAUCACCCCGCAUUCCCUCGCGCGUUACGUCUCUUGUCUACAGGCCGUGCGGUUGACGUAGCGCGGGACUGUCGCUUGGCACUCGUAAAUACAGUGACGAUAAUCCUAGGGUCCGAAAUACCUGCCAUACUUCUGUGUGCCACACUAAUACCAUUCGCUAUCCACCACGUCACUUACAGGCGCCACCCAUUAUCGGUGACGUCACUACACUCGUUGUACCACGUGCCACGUGUAUAGUACAGGCAAAGUGCAUUUACAAAAUGUUAAGUGUCAUUAUUAUACAUUCCUAAAACAAAAUUCUACAUGCAAUCCUAACCAGAAUCAUUCCAGUUUGAUCGUGCCAUAAAACACAUACUCAAAAAUAAAUGUGUUUUCAUGUAACCAAGUCUCGAAUAAAAUAAAGAUCUUGUUCCUACAUCACCAUUUUUGUAAGAAGUCUCGAAUGAAAUUAAUUGUACAUAUUUAUCAUGUAAUAUUACUAUAAGUAUUUUGAUUACAGCCAUGAUUUAAAUGUUAUGGAAUAUUUUGUUGAUACAUAGCUGAUAAAAAUCAGUGUAAUUGAUAACAAUUUAUGUGCAAAUCUAUGUAACAAAUAAGUUUUAUUUUAAAAUCAUGAUUGUUGUUUGUUAGAUAUUUUAGUUGUCAUCAGAUAUAGUCAUAAAUUUUACUAAAAUUACUAUUGUUACUCAUUUUAUAUAAGGAAAAAUAAAAGUUUUAUAUGUUC